CGCGCUGCGGCGUGCCGAGAUCCAGAUUCAAAACACCAAAAUCGGCGUAAGCUUUUGGCGGAUUUGAGCUGCAGACGGCAACGCAGGUCGCUGCAAAUGUCGCGUAAACUACAAGGAAAACAUCAACGAAAGGCGAAGAAACCAAGAAAAGAGUCUUCGAAGGUUAUUGAUGCGGACGGCUCGCAAGACAGGAAGCGACGCAGAUACAAGCCGGGAACGCUUGCCCUCAAAGAAAUAAGAAAAUUCCAAAAAAGCACCGAACUCUUGAUACGCAAAGCGCCAUUUUGCCGCCUCGUACGGGAAAUUUCUAAUGAAGUUUCACCAGAGCCCUUUCGUUACACGGCGGAGAGCCUUUUGGCGAUUCAAGAAGCUACGGAGGACUUCCUCGUUCACCUUUUUGAAGACUGCAACCUGUGUGCGAUUCAUGCAAAACGUGUAACCAUAAUGCCUAAAGAUCUCCAGCUUGCUCGGCGAAUUCGAGGUCCCAUAUAUGGUGUCUCGGCCUAUUAGCAUUAGGUGCAAGUUAAUACCAAUAGAUUUUGCAGGAAUC
Micromonas commoda is the source of this 550-nucleotide messenger RNA. Its product is annotated as histone H3. The transcript has 4 exons. Gene Ontology annotation, cellular component: nucleosome. The record is from RefSeq and is a predicted model, not a curated record. Gene Ontology annotation, molecular function: structural constituent of chromatin; DNA binding; protein heterodimerization activity. NCBI's taxonomy places the organism in Eukaryota, Viridiplantae, Chlorophyta, Mamiellophyceae, Mamiellales, Mamiellaceae. The coding region runs from base 97 to 510 and encodes 137 amino acids.